Iphiclides podalirius (scarce swallowtail) is the source of this 1536-nucleotide messenger RNA. The record is from the annotation of a GenBank genome assembly. NCBI's taxonomy places the organism in Eukaryota, Metazoa, Arthropoda, Insecta, Lepidoptera, Papilionidae.
AUGACAGAAGUUCUUCAACCCGGCACGGAAGUGUUUUCGGAGAAGAAGAAGAAGAAAAACAAAGACCAGGUGACGCUUGGUGCGUUUCAGAAGAUUGGCGACUUCAAGAUCGAGCCAUCCGAGUGUGUUGGAAAGUUAGACACGGCGUACUGGCCUUUAUUGCUUAAAAACUUCGAUCGGCUCAACGUGCGCACUAACCAUUACACGCCACUGCCAUUCGGCCAUUCCCCGCUGAAACGUCCGAUCUCCGACUACGUCAAGUCUGGCUUCAUAAACGUCGAUAAGCCAAGCAACCCCAGCUCGCACGAGGUCGUCUCAUGGAUAAAACGCAUCCUUAAAGUGGAAAAGACUGGUCACAGCGGCACGCUCGACCCGAAGGUUACCGGAUGCUUAAUAGUGUGCGUGGACAGAGCGACGAGGCUGGUAAAGUCACAGCAAAAUGCUGGCAAGGAGUAUGUCGCCGUUUUCAGCCUGCACUCCGCGGUGGAGAACUUACAGAAGGUCACACAGGGGUUAGAAAAGCUUCGCGGUGCGCUGUUCCAGCGGCCGCCUCUUAUAUCGGCAGUGAAGCGUCAAUUGCGUGUGAGGUCCGUCUAUGACAGCAAGCUGUUGGAUUUCGACCAGGAGAAGAACAUCGGUGUAUUUUGGGUUAGCUGCGAGGCGGGCUCGUAUAUCCGUACCAUGUGUGUGCAUUUAGGUCUGAUGCUGGGCGUUGGUGGACAAAUGAUAGAGCUGCGCAGGGUCCGCUCCGGAAUUCAAGGUGAAAAGGAGGGCAUGGUGACCAUGCACGACAUAUUGGAUGCACAAUGGGCGUACGAAAAUCAUAAGGAUGAGACUUACCUGCGUAGGGUGAUUAAACCUCUGGAAGGUUUGUUAGUCGGACAUAAAAGGAUAUUCAUCAAGGACAGCGCUGUCAAUGCAGUGUGUUAUGGUGCAAAGGUCCUGCUGCCUGGCGUGCUACGAUAUGAGGAUGGCAUUGAAAUUGAUCAGGAAAUAGUUAUUGUAACCACUAAAGGCGAGGCUGUCGCCCUGGCCAUUGCCCUCAUGACCACAUCCACAAUGGCCUGCUGUGAUCAUGGAGUUGUUGCCAAGCUCAAACGAGUAAUCAUGGAGAGAGAUACCUACCCGAGGAAAUGGGGCUUAGGCCCAAAGGCAUCCCAGAAAAAGCAGCUAAUUCAACAAGGUAAAUUAGACAAGUACGGAAAACCUAAUGAAAACACACCGUCCGAAUGGCUCAACAGUUAUGUAGACUUCAAAGUUAAAAAAGAAUGUGAAAUGGGUGAGAAUGGUGAAAUGGAAACCGAUAGCAGUAGAAAGCGUACAGCCAGCACAGCAAAUGCGGAAGAUCCAAAUAAUUCUGUGGAACUUAAAGCGGAGAAGAAAAAGAAAAAAAAGAAGCAUGACCAAGAGCAAAAUGUCGAAGUUGAUACUACUGUAGAGGCAGGGGAUGCAACUUUAGAAGAAGCAGACAAUUCUGUAAGAAAAGAGAAGAAGAAAAAGAAAAAGAAGGACAAAGAUGCAGAGAGGCAAGAGGAA